Molecule: messenger RNA, 1997 nt
Organism: Polypterus senegalus (gray bichir)
Lineage: Eukaryota; Metazoa; Chordata; Cladistia; Polypteriformes; Polypteridae
Gene: foxd7
Product: forkhead box D7
Exons: 1
Coding region: 272-1330 (352 amino acids)
Biological process (GO): cell differentiation; anatomical structure morphogenesis; regulation of transcription by RNA polymerase II
Molecular function (GO): RNA polymerase II cis-regulatory region sequence-specific DNA binding; DNA-binding transcription factor activity, RNA polymerase II-specific
Source: RefSeq, a predicted model, not a curated record
CUUACGAACUUGAGUCGCCUUUUGCCGCCGGAAUGUUUCGUAUUUCUUGGAGCAGCCAUACACUCCCAUCGUGUUAUCUCGUAUUUGCCGUGGUGGUGUAUUUUUCAAUGAUCUUUUAACUCUUUCUCCGCUUAUUCGUUCCACUUUCCAAUGGCUCCCGUGGGUCCUUGACUUGGAGUUUUUUUUUUAUGCCCCCGAUUUCAGAGUGGCGUGCGUGUUUCGAUGCGCUCUUGGCGCACAAGGAAGCACUUGGACAACUUUUUUCCUUGCGAUGACUUUGCAUGAAGAAACAUUCCCAGGACCUAUGGAAGAAGCUGACAUCGAUGUGGUUGGCGACGGAAGCAAAGAGUGUAGACUGCCAGUGCCUGAAACGGCGCCGAGGACAGCUGGUGCCGACCCGGGACUGUCCCCCAGAAGGAGCGCGUGCGACGCUGGCGAAUCGGAGGUCCAUUCCAGGGGCGAAUCGGCCAAAACGAACUCUUUAGUGAAACCGCCUUAUUCCUAUAUCGCCCUCAUAACGAUGGCCAUCCUUCAGAGCCCCAAGAAGAAGCUCACUCUCAGCGAGAUAUGCGAUUUCAUCAGCAGCCGUUUUCCUUAUUAUAAGGAGAAAUUUCCAGCGUGGCAGAAUUCGAUCAGGCACAACCUAUCAUUGAACGACUGCUUUGUCAAAAUGGCGAGGGAACCUGGUAACCCUGGAAAAGGUAACUACUGGACUCUCGACCCCAACUCCUCUGACAUGUUCGAGAACGGCAGCUUUCUGCGGCGGAGGAAACGUUUCAAGAGGCAACAGUUAAAGUUUGGUGUCCUGAAGGAUACGAGUGCCAGCGGCGCCCUGCCCAGUUUCACCUAUGGAUCUUACGGACUCGGUUCGGCAUGUCUGCAGCUGCCGGGGCUGGAUCUUUACCCCGUCGGGUUCCCCCCUUCGCACGGCCAGUGCUCGACGAACGUGCCUUCCCCUGCCUGCAGCGGGAUCUUACCGGCCCUCUCCACCCUCUUCUCCAGGGCACAGGCGAGCGCUGCUAAGAGCUUCUUACCGCAGCUCUCCAGUUUCGCAUCUCUAAAAAUGGACAACGGUGGGACCGCCUUGCAGCCUUUCCCCCUUGAGAGGAUUAGCGGCGGCGUUGGCUCUCCAACAACCUUCACGUCUCCUUUGGCUAACGGAGCCCAGCAGGUCCCUCCGUUCUUAUCAAAUGCGGUGCUCCAUCCGUCCGCUGCAGUCCCCCACCUUUACAGUUUACAUCAGGGGUACCAGGCGCUGCAAAGCUUACAGAGCAGCUCCGAGUUCACCAGCAGGCUUCUGCAGCAGCUGAGCAGCGUGAACAACUGUUAAAAAAAGCAGAAAAGCCGAAGGGAUUGUGCAUGGGAGUGGCGGGCGCAGAAACCUCAGGUAGGCGAUACCGACUGUGCCGUGAGUUCCUUCUCGAAGCGCGUUCACGCUCGGCGUCUCGUGAAACGUCAAAGCUAUAAGGCUUUAAAUAUUGCGGGGUCCUUUAAAGACUGUCAAAUCGCAAAACUUCUAUACCAUUUGAUCAACGGCCCCCUCAAAGAGAAGCACAGCUAUAGGACCCAACGCUUCAUGGCGUUUGCACUGCAAGAACUCCAAUGGAUUGCGAACUCGAGUGAGCUUCUUCAAGUCCGUCAGGGGGGGUUUGCGUGUUGAAGACCCCGUCCAGUAUGACGACUCCGUGAAAAAGUCACCGCAGUUCAAUGGUCGGAGAAAAGAAAAACGAAACCUCUAGGAACAAACUGAACUACCAGCCUGACGACGUUUGUGGUAACAUUUUGUCUACUGCUUAUUUUGUUAACAGGAAUUAAAAAAAUAAUGAUAAUAAAAGGUUCAUUUUAAUAUGCAGAAUGGUGGACGUUAAAGAUUUUCUUUUAAUCGUACAUAAAGAUUCCAUCACGACAUAAUUUACUUGUUAAAAUUGUUGGCAUAAACUGAGAUUGGAAUAAACUCACCAGUUCCCAUUUUACUAUUUUAUAGAUAAAUAAAUUAC